UGUGUGUGUUUUAAAUGUAUGUGCGCUCCUCCUACCCUCACUCCGCUCCGUGGAAGUCACAGCUUAUUAUUUUGUGUUGAUCCGUUACCCGCUGGGGAGAGAGACGCUCCGGGAUCCACGACGCACAAACUCACCGUGAGAGAAUGACCGGCGUAGAGAGAAUAUUCGACGAGCUCGGACAUUUCAAAAGGUUUCAGGCAUGUCUGUACUUUGCAGCCGUCUUACAGGCCGUAGCCUGUGGGAUCCACUACCUGGCCUCUGUCUUCUUAGUGCAGACGCCAAACUUUGUGUGCAGUGGGCCCGGCAACAUCACAGAUAUUCUAUAUGGUAACCUGACGGCGUCUAGCCUGGAGGACAUCUUGCCGAUCUUCAAGGCGGGGACUGGGCCCUUGGUGGUGAGGACGGCCGAAGGAGAGCAGUGGGAGCUCAGCCGCUGCCACUACGCCCAUCGCAUCAACCCACAAUACUUUACCUACGACUUUAAUGGCAACAAAACAGUGAAACUGUGCAGUGGGAACUUUGUUUACGACCACACUGAAAUUCACCAGAGCAUAGUGACGGACUGGGACUUGGUGUGCGAGAGAGAGUGGCUGGCCAAGCUGUGUCAGCCAACCUUCAUGCUGGGGGUGCUGAUUGGAGCACUGCUGUUCGGGGACAUUGCUGACAGAAUUGGUCGCGUGAGGAUCCUGAUGUUCACCAGCCUCUUUCAGUUUGGACUCGGGGUGUCUGUAGCGUUCUCUGGAAACUAUUAUAUAUUUGUGGUGCUCCGCUUCCUCCUUGCCAUGGUGUCCAGCGGCUACCUCGUGGUGGUGUUUGUCUACGUCACCGAGUUCACUGGGAGCAAGGUUCGCACAUGGACCUCUAUGCACGUGCACGCGGCCUUUGCUGUCGGCAUCAUGGUGGUGGCUCUGACCGGUUACCUGGUACGGGUCUGGUGGAUCUACCAGAUCAUCCUCUCCAUAUGCACCUCGCCCUUCUUGCUCUUCUGCUGGAAGUUCCCGGAAACGCCCUUUUACUUGAUGGCCAAGGGUCGUUACAAGGACGCUCAAUCCCUGGUGGACACGAUAGCCCGCUUCAAUGGCCUUGAUUGCAGGCUGAAAGUGCACGAGCUCCUGGAGCCAGACGAGAUAGAGAAUGGCAAAGCUCUGCAGGAGGAGGCAGAGGAGCGGCCAUCGCCGUCCGAGAAGAAGCUGUCCAUCCUGGAUCUGUUCGGCAGCUGGAGGAUGGCGGGCCGCACGUGCACAGUGUGGGCCAUCUGGUUCAUUGGCAGCCUGGGCUACUACGUCUUCUCUUUGGGCUCUGUCAACCUAGGAGGAAACCAGUACAUGAACCUCUUCCUAGCUGGUGCAGUGGAGCUCCCCUCUUAUCUGGUUGGCUGUUUUGCAAUGGAUCGGAUUGGCAGGAAGAAGACUUGUGCCCCAGCUCUGCUCCUGGCCGGGGUCGCCUGUAUGCUCAUCAUUGUGGUACCUGCUGACAUUGAUGCCCUGGCCAUCGCUCUGUGUAUGACGGGGAAGUUUGCCAUUGCCAUUGCCUUUGGUCUCAUCUACCUGUACACCUGUGAGCUUUACCCAACCAUUAUCAGGUCUCUGGCAGUGGGUAGUGGCAGCAUGAUGUGCCGUGUUGGCAGUGUGGUGGCUCCCUUCUGUGUGUACCUGGCUGAUUUCUGGAUCUACCUACCUCAGCUCAUCGUGGGAAUCCUGGCAUUUGUUAUUGGAUUGCUGACAUUGUUCUUGCCUGAGACCCUGGGAAAACCUCUAACAACCACUUUGGAAGAGGCUGAAGCUCUGGGACGCGAGCCCAGCAAGAAGAACUCAACCCCGGGCAUUAAAGAUGCUGAGGACACGUUGGAGAUGAAACAACAUGAAGCCAAGGCCUGAGUUGGAAAACCAGAGAGGUUGACGCACAUAGCAGCUUUGUUGGGGAAAAAUAAAAGAAAGAAUUAGAGGAAACGAUGGCUUCCAAAAACUGAAGUAGUAACACCAUUGAUUGAGUGGAUUCUUGAAAAAAAAUGGGAAAAAACACUUUAAAUAAGAUGUUUGUUGACAUUUUAUUUCUUUAAGGGUGACCAACAGAAAAAUAAUUUAAGGGUGCUGCGACAAAAAUGCAAAAAACAAAGUCGUACUAAACUGGAAUUAUCCUUUAAAAAAAGGAGUGAGCACGUCAUAUAUGCACUGUGAUUUAGUUACCUCUCUGAAACAGUAAUCAUAUGUGGUUCUGCAUCUCUUUCUGGAACAUAACAUAUUUAUUCAUAUUGAUUAAACACACAAUGAAAGAUAUCUAAUUCCCAUGAUCCAAACAAUAUAGUGUUUUACUCUAACAAAGAAGUGCCUUAUUUCUCAUUUUUAAAAGCUUUUUUAUUAUGUUCAAUUAUAUUUUGUUCUUUUUAAAUCUCAGGGCAUCCACUUUUGGAUAUCACUGUGAAAUGAUCAUAAAUGUACCUUUUACUUUUACACUCAGUUGCAUCUUGUUUAAGAUGCCAUUUCUCAGCUUUAACUUUGUUAUCUAAUGUGAGCGUGUUUGUGUGCAUGUAUUAGUAAGUACAAUAGUUGGUGUUCUACAUGCUUAUUCUGUGUAUGCAAUCUAGGUGUUGGACAUACUGCAUAAGAGUAAUACUACAUUACAGUAUGUUCUUAAGUCAAGAUGUGAUCUCCAGAUGUUUGGACCAAAGACAGAAAUGAACCAUAACUGUGCAGAAGUAAUCACCUGCUUUGAAAAAUUUGUAGUUUACUACUAUCAUGUUUUUGUUUCAUAUCAAACAGGUGUGUUGCUUUAAUCUGAAAACAAUAAAUCAUGACAAUCAACUUAUAUGACAAGACAUUUGAUCCUCAGGUGAUGAAAGUGCUCAGGUUCAGUCUUCAGUUCUGAACAGUUUUACUAUUGACAGUAUACAUGUUUUAUAUGAAGUUUCUUUGUUUUGAUUGGACUAAUAAAAAAUCCUCU
This is a messenger RNA of Cottoperca gobio, 2940 nucleotides long. RefSeq names its product solute carrier family 22 member 16 (gene slc22a16). NCBI's taxonomy places the organism in Eukaryota, Metazoa, Chordata, Actinopteri, Perciformes, Bovichtidae. Gene Ontology annotation, cellular component: membrane. Gene Ontology annotation, molecular function: transmembrane transporter activity. The transcript is spliced from 8 exons. The coding region runs from base 144 to 1877 and encodes 577 amino acids. Gene Ontology annotation, biological process: transmembrane transport. The record is from RefSeq and is a predicted model, not a curated record.